Molecule: messenger RNA, 981 nt
Organism: Ordospora colligata OC4
Lineage: Eukaryota; Fungi; Microsporidia; Ordosporidae
Exons: 1
Coding region: 1-981 (326 amino acids)
Source: RefSeq, a predicted model, not a curated record
AUGAGAGACCGUUAUUUAGAGAUGCCAGCAUAUCGAGAAGAAGGAACAAGUGUGCAAGCAAUUGAUAUUGAAAAUAAUGAUAGUACUUCAAAGCAAGAUCCUAAGUAUGAUGGAGGUAAGUUUGGAACAUUCAUGUUCAAGAAUUAUGUAAUACACUGGCUUGAGAUGGUUAUAUCGUUUGUGUUCAUAACAUAUGUGUCUCUGGUAUUAUUGUCGAUGAUGAAAGUGUGGGAGAAGGGAAAUGUAUUUAUAAAAAUAUAUCCGAAGAUUAACCAAUGGGUUGUUCUGACAUCGAUUAUAUUGAGUAUUGUGUCAAUGGCACUGAGAUGGAAGGAUAUGCUCCACUCUGUGAAGAACAUCAAGACACAUCCAGUCAUAAUAUUCUGCGGAUUGAUGCUUAUUGGAGUUCUGACACUCUCGAUGCGAUUCUUUUUUUCUACAAUAAAAAAUACAUCCUCAAAGUCAGGCACUGAUGCAUACUCGGAAUGUCAUCCUGAGAUUAUUGGAAGUGUACUUGGACACACUUCUGGAUUGGUGUUUGCAUACAUAGUAUAUGUGUGUGUAAAGGCAAUGUUCAAUGGAAACUUCAGUUACACAAGUAACCUUGUCAGGCUUGUAAGCAUAGUAGUUGGUGCUUUGAUAAUAAUUGGAGCGGGUAUUCUUAAUUUGGCAUCAGUGAUUAAUCACGAUAAAGUGGCAAUUGCAUAUGGAGUGGCAGGAAUAGUCAUGGCAAUUAUAAACAUGAUUUCAUUUGAUCUUAGGACAACAGAAAGUCCCGACAACAAAUUCAAUUGGACUGUAGCAGCAGCAGCGAUGGUUUUAUUUAUUAGUAGUUUGGUAAUGAUAAAGAAGGCAUACUGUGCGAAUGAUGUCAGUACUAAGGACUUUUUUACUAAACGAGGAUCUGAAUUUAUGUAUGGAAUUUACAAUGCGAGCAUUGUAAAUUCAUACAAUGCCGAGGAUGAUAUUAGUGAUCAGUGA